This is a messenger RNA of Engraulis encrasicolus (European anchovy), 1364 nucleotides long. Its product is annotated as microfibril-associated glycoprotein 4-like. The transcript is spliced from 3 exons. The record is from RefSeq and is a predicted model, not a curated record. Gene Ontology annotation, biological process: elastic fiber assembly. Bases 821 to 1270 code for a protein of 149 amino acids. Lineage: Eukaryota; Metazoa; Chordata; Actinopteri; Clupeiformes; Engraulidae.
UAUACCUCAGGGUCAUGUUUGCCCUUGGCAAAUCUCAGCACACAGUACCAUCAAUAAUAGGUUGUACUCCCAUGGGGAGCCAGGUUCAAGUACCAACAUGACAUGCCGUAAAUGGGUAGAGUGGACUUGACUCAAUGGGUCAAUAUGCCAAUGAUCCGGACUUUGGAACCAGAAUGAAAAAUAACAGGUUAGUAACAAGUUAUGAAUUUAUUGCAAAGCAAUAUUAAUGGCACUUUAUUGAUGGUGGAUUUAACAACCGGAAUAACAAUCGACUUUGCUAUUGUGGGGGAUGUUUCAGACUAUAUAAAACCAGGCAGAGGGCAUGUCUUCAAAUCAUCUUAGUCAAGACUGCUUGUUGACUGCUUUUUGUGCCCGUUUUGAAAAGAAAUAUGAAGGUAGGGUAUUAAAAAAAGAAGUUUAUGUUAGUUGUUAUGAUUGUAGCAGUUGGGGUGGAAGAGGUAGAAUUAGACGACUGCUUAAAUAAAUUCUUGACAAAACUUCUUGUAGUUUAGGGUACAAUUGUAGGUCCUCUUUUAAACCUUAUGUAUCCACAACUGUAAGCGUUUUAUUUUGUUUGAAAGCAAUUGUAUGAAGGCACUACGUCAGUUGGUCGUCUUGGAUACUGUAUUGUUUUCUUAGAGGGUUUGCACGUGACUUACAGUACUGCAUGUCUGUUGGGCUUUUCCUAAGCUGCUUCUAGUCCUAGUUCUUUAGUUUGCCGAUAUGUUGUUUCUUUAACAACAAUUUUGAAUUCGAUAUUGUUUCCCUUUAGUUUCUCCUAGUCUUCUCUGUGCUGCUUCCGGCAGCUGUGAACUCCCUGAUGUUCCAGCCCCUGGACUGUGCUGAUAUCUACAACAACGGCCAAGAGGAGAGUGGAGUCUACAGGAUCUUCCCAGAGGGUCCUGACUCUGGACGCUAUGUCUACUGUGACAUGGACACGGAAGGAGGAGGAUGGAUUGUGUUCCAGAGGAGAAUGGACGGCACAGUGAACUUCUACAGGGGAUGGGAGGAAUACAAGAAUGGCUUUGGACAUGCUGCAGGAGAGUAUUGGCUAGGCCUUGAGACUAUGCACCUGCUGACUUUGAAGAAGAAAUAUGAGCUGAGAGUGGACAUGGAGGACUUCGAUGGGGUUAAAGUUUUUGCCAACUACUCUUCCUUCGCCAUCUCCCCUGAUACGCUCAAUGGUGAAGAAGAUGGAUACAAGCUUCAAAUUGAUGGUUUUGGAGAUGGUGGAGCAGGUGAGUUUUAUCUAUCUCACAACCUGGUCUGACAAAACUCUCAUUUCCCUGGGGUUCUCCCUCCCCUGUUGUACACCCGUGUCCCACCCCCCUUAACAGUAUUGUCUUGCUACCCUCACCUUAAUA